Molecule: messenger RNA, 1146 nt
Organism: Closterium sp. Naga37s-1
Lineage: Eukaryota; Viridiplantae; Streptophyta; Zygnematophyceae; Desmidiales; Closteriaceae
Source: the annotation of a GenBank genome assembly
AUGGCUGCGGAGGCUGCACAGUCUGGAGUGGAGCUCCCUGCUGCUGUGGGCUGCGCGAUGGGGAAUUCCGCGGAAAGCGUACUGGCCCCUGCUCCACUCCUUGUUCCGUCUGCUGCGGCGCCCUCUCCUGUGAUCGAGCUCUCCGCUGAUGUUGGCGGAGUGGUUCAGCCUGCGUGCGGAGACCCUGCUCGCCCGCCGCCGUCUGCUCCCCUUCCGACUGCCGCGGUACUGGUCGGUGCGUCACCUCCUGCUCCGGCGCAGGCGUCGCAACCGCCUGUCCAGGCUGCCGUCGCGGGGUCAGCACAGGCGACCGCGGUGGGCGCUGGCUCUGACCCGGUCCGCCUCGCGUCUCCCGAGUCCGCGCCGCCCCCGCAGGCGGCGCCUCCCUCCGUGCGGCUGGGCCAGCAGGCGGGUUCCGCAAAUCAUGCUAAUGCGAGGGGCAAUGCGACGUCUCAUCGGGGGCGUGGUUCUCUGCGUCACCGCCCCUCACCCUCGUACCGUUCCGCGCAUCGUGGCGGCCGCGGUGGCUGGCGGGGAGGUCCCGGUCGCGGCCUUGAUAGCGCGGCGGAGGUGCAGCAGCUGCACGCAGAUCUGCCGUGGAUGUUUGCGGCCGCCAUGCACUCCGCGCAGAUGGGAUCGUCGAACCCGAUGGGCUCGCAGGCGCCGAUGGCAGCUGCCAGUGUCCCCGCGCCUGUUGUCGAGCGGGCUCCCGCGGCUCCUCCCGCUGCUCUGCCCGCGUUUGCGCCUGCGUUCAAGAGGAUGGCCGUGCAUCCGUAUCCUGUGCUCCCGUGGGUCCCUCCCGUUGUUGGUAUGGAAUUUGUGGGGGCGGGAGGAGGAGCGGGGAGGGCGCCGUUUGUUCCCUCGCGCCGUAUUGCUGACUUUGCUCCCGCUGAUCCCGCUCCCCGUUGUAAUCUGGCCGAGGGGACCUUCCCCCGGCAGCUUGCCGCGCUUGUGGUGCCCUUGUUGGCAGCGCCCGCGCGGGGAGGCGCAGCGGUUGGGCAGAUGGACGAAGCAGUCCGGGUUCUGAGAGGGCACCUGCGGGCCGGGCACGGAGCCGAAGUGAUCGGCGCAAGCAUAAUGGUGCUCCGCCCCCUGUGGAGGACCCUGACAGGGAUCCUUGCCGCCCUAAAGGCGGACCAGAUGUAG